Messenger RNA from Plasmodium fragile, 348 nucleotides. Its product is annotated as translation initiation factor SUI1. The record is from RefSeq and is a predicted model, not a curated record. NCBI's taxonomy places the organism in Eukaryota, Apicomplexa, Aconoidasida, Haemosporida, Plasmodiidae. Gene Ontology annotation, molecular function: RNA binding; translation initiation factor activity. Gene Ontology annotation, biological process: translational initiation. Bases 1 to 348 code for a protein of 115 amino acids. The transcript has 3 exons.
AUGAACCUCGCUAUACAGAAUCUUGGUAUUAAUGACCCCUUCACAAAUGAAAACAUUGUUGAUGAGGGGAAUGGUAAACCUAGCACGACGAAUUUAAUACAUAUCAGAAACCAACAAAGAAAUGGUAGAAAGAGCGUUACGACAGUGCAAGGAUUAGGAAAAACGUAUGAUUUGAAAAAAAUUGUCCGAGCCUUAAAAAAGGAAUUCAACUGUAAUGGAACAAUCAUAGAGGAUAGCGAACAUGGUUCAAUUAUUCAACUGCAGGGAGACAAGAGAAAUAACGUUAAAGACUUUUUAAUACGAGAAGGAAUUUGUGCAGGGGACCAUAUACGUAUACAUGGAGCUUAA